AUGAAGUCCAUUCUCGCGUCGCUCGUUUCCUUCUUCCUGGCAGCAACCUUCUCCGACUCGGCCUCGUGCUUGCAUGUCAGCGCCGCCGAAGUCCACACGCCCAACUCGGCCAUCACCAUCAACGGAAUAAUGGUGCGGGCCGAGGAUCCCAACACCAGAGAGGUCAUGCAUAACAAUUGGAAUGAUUGCAUGGGGUGGAGCAUCAAGAACUACGACCAGACAAGUGGACCAUGGCCCUGGGAAGAUGCAGACAAAGACGGCAUAGAGUGUGCCACCAUCUCAGGCCGAGGAAAGUCAAUGGAGGUCAUCGCCGGGGAGUGCAGGGUCUUUGCCGCAACUGGUGACCCCGGCGAGCGCGGAUGCGAGGCUGCACUGGAUGAGGGCGACGAAGGUUGGAUCACACCAGAGGAAGGCAGCCGGUGCAUUGAGUUGUACCAAAUUGAGCCGGCGAACUGGACUGGGAUCUUCUAUGUCGAUUGUCCGAAGUAA
Molecule: messenger RNA, 489 nt
Organism: Diaporthe citri
Lineage: Eukaryota; Fungi; Ascomycota; Sordariomycetes; Diaporthales; Diaporthaceae
Exons: 2
Coding region: 1-489 (162 amino acids)
Source: RefSeq, a predicted model, not a curated record